Messenger RNA from Capronia coronata CBS 617.96, 1632 nucleotides. RefSeq lists its product as uncharacterized. Gene Ontology annotation, molecular function: carbohydrate:proton symporter activity. The transcript is spliced from 3 exons. The coding region runs from base 1 to 1632 and encodes 543 amino acids. Gene Ontology annotation, biological process: transmembrane transport; carbohydrate transport. The record is from RefSeq and is a predicted model, not a curated record. Lineage: Eukaryota; Fungi; Ascomycota; Eurotiomycetes; Chaetothyriales; Herpotrichiellaceae. Gene Ontology annotation, cellular component: membrane.
AUGGCCAUCAAACUUCCCAAGAUCUACAACACCUACUUCGUGGCCUUCAUUGCCACUGUAGGAGGGAUGCUCUUCGGGUUCGAUAUAUCGUCCAUGAGCGCCAUCAUCGGCACCAAACAAUACAACGAUUUCUUCGACAAGCCUGCUGGGGUCACCCAGGGCGCAAUCGGUUCAGCCUUGGCUGCCGGAUCGGUCGUGGGCUCCAUCAUUGCAGGCCCAGUGUCGAACAGGAUUGGUCGACGAGAUUCGAUUAUGUUCGCCACUUUCUGGUGGCUACUCGGGACCGCCGUUCAGACUGGCACAAGUGGAAUCGGUUCGCUGAUCGCCGGUCGCGUCCUCAACGGAGUCUGUGUAGGCAUCACCAGCUCUCAGGUGCCUGUAUACCUGGCCGAAAUAUCCCGCAAGGAGAAGCGAGGCGGCAUUAUCAUCAUCCAGCAACUGGCCAUUGAAUGGGGUAUCUUGAUCAUGUACUUCAUCGGCUACGGAUGCAGUUUCAUUGAUGGUCCAGCCUCGUUCCGGACCGCUUGGGGCAUCCAAUUUGUCCCUUGUGUUUUCCUCAUAUGCGGUCUGCCUUUCCUUCCCCGAUCCCCUCGCUGGUUGGCAAAGGUCGACCGCAUUGAUGAAGCCAUCCAUGUUCUCGCCAAAAUCCAAGCCAACGGCAACGUCAACGAUCCCCUCGUAGUCGCAGAAUGGGAGGAUAUCACGCAGACCCUCGCUGCCGAGCGUACUGCUGCCCAGGGUUGGCGCAAAUUUGUGGUGAAUGGAAUGUGGAAAAGAACACUGGCGGGCUUCACGGUGCAAAUGUGGCAACAAAAUAGUGGAGCCAACGUUAUGACUUAUUACGUUGUAUACAUCUUCAUGAUGGCGGGCCUCACCGGCAACAUCAACUUGAUCGCCUCGGGCGUACAAUACGCCCUGUUCAUCGUCUUUACGACUGUCAUGUUCUUCUACAUUGACCGGACCGGCCGACGACCUCUUUUGAUCUACGGCGCGCUGGCGAUGGGUGCUUGCCACUUUGUGGUGGGCGGGAUCCUGUCUGCUGGAGAGAGUGUCCCAGAUGGCGUUGGCGGCAACCCCAACGUCUUGAUCCGGGUGGAGGGAGCCAAGGCCAAUGCGGUUAUUGCCUUCUCCUACCUUCUCAUCAUUGUCUACGCCAUGACCUUGGCCCCAGUCGCCUGGGUUUACGCUGCGGAAGUCUGGAGCUUGGAAACGCGUGCCACUGGUAUGGGCAUUGCUGCUCUCGGCAAUUGGCUGUUCAACUUCGCGUUGGGCCUAUACAUCCCUCCUGGUUUCCAAAACAUCAAAUGGGGCAUGUUCAUUGUGUUUGGAUGCAUGUGCAUCCUCGGUGCGAUUCAAUUCUAUUUCACAUAUCCGGAGACAUGCAACAAGUCCCUGGAGGAGAUUGAAGAGAUGUUCUCGCCUAAUGGACCACGACCAUGGCAUACCAAACCAGGCCAGUCGAGAUUGGACCGACUUGUUGAUGUUGCUCGGGAGAAACAUUAUACGGUGGAAGACAUUCGACAGAAAUCUGUCUCUGGCCAACAUGGCACCCACGUCGAGAUUGCCGAGGAUAACGAGAAGGCUGUUCAGCAACUCGGCCAGCACUUCGAAGAGACCGUCAAGAAGGCGUGA